Thalassophryne amazonica is the source of this 3641-nucleotide messenger RNA. RefSeq names its product nuclear factor of activated T-cells, cytoplasmic 1-like. The transcript is spliced from 10 exons. NCBI's taxonomy places the organism in Eukaryota, Metazoa, Chordata, Actinopteri, Batrachoidiformes, Batrachoididae. The record is from RefSeq and is a predicted model, not a curated record. Gene Ontology annotation, biological process: regulation of transcription by RNA polymerase II; cytokine production; calcineurin-NFAT signaling cascade. Bases 363 to 2972 code for a protein of 869 amino acids. Gene Ontology annotation, cellular component: transcription regulator complex. Gene Ontology annotation, molecular function: transcription factor binding; RNA polymerase II cis-regulatory region sequence-specific DNA binding; DNA-binding transcription factor activity, RNA polymerase II-specific.
GACGAGGAGCUUCGUCAUCGAGCGGAGGGGCGGGGCGUCUGCGCCGGAGGUGAUCCCCGGGUUUAAAAGUGCACGAGCGCCGUUUGCGCCGGGGCAGUGCGUCACAGCGAACCAGACGAGGCCGGAACCCCCGGCACCAGAAGCGCGCACAACGCCUGCACACACACCGCUCUCUUUUCACGUUUUUCGCACUUUAUUCCAGCUGGUUGUGGCCACGCGGCGAUACAAAAAGAAGGAUAUUUGACCUUUAAAGUCCGCUGUAUGGAUAAGGAAGUGAUCCUGUUCACAACUUUGACGUCAUAAAGUGCUCUCUGUUGGGGAUAAAAAGAAGGGGGCAAACAAAAAAAAAAGAAAGAAAGAAAAUGAAAUCUGCUGAAGAGGAUGCAUAUGGCUACACUCCAAACGUCAGUCUCUCCCUCCCGCUGGCCAACCCGUGUCUUCCCUUGCAGUACCACAGCCUCCAGUCCAGCCCAACUAUCUCCGUCUCGGUCACCGAGUCUCGCAGUUACGACACACAAGAUGACAUGAGAUCAAGCGGUUUCUACUCGUCACCAAGCGUCCGCUCCAACGGAGCCCCGACGCUGGAGAGCCCUCGCAUCGAGAUCACAGCUUACAGUCAGUUUCCUGAGGAUGAGCUGGAGGGCGGCAACCUGCCUGUUGCCAAACGGGUCAACUCCAUAGUGACGCUGACCCUUCCCAGUGCAGAUGGUUACCGCGAUCCCACCUGUCUGAGUCCGGCCAGCAGUGUCUCUUCCCGCAGUUGCCACUCCGAAGCUUCCUCUUACGAGUCAGGCUUCUCCUACAACUACGACAACUCACCCCAGAAUUCGCCCUGGCAGUCGCCCUCCGUGUCCCCGAAGGGGUCUACCCUCAUGUUGCCGGGUGACGGCUGCACCACAGGGGGCUCCCCUCGCCACUCCCCCUCCACCUCCCCUCGCACAAGUGUGACAGACGACACCUGGAUGGGUCAGCGUGGCUCCAGACCCAACUCCCCAUGUGGUGCCAAGAGGAAGUACAGCUUUAAUGGAGGGGGGUCGCAGAAGCACUACUCAUACUCGCCCAACCACUCCCCUUCACCACAGACGUCCCCUCGUCUCAGCGUUACAGAGGAAACCUGGCUGCCGAACACCAACCAGUACACCAAUUCCGCCAUAUUGGCAGCCAUCAAUGCAUUGACCACAGAUGGUGUGGCAGACCUCGGGGAGGGAAUCCCCACCAAGGCUCGGAAAACCAGCCUGGAGCACAGCCCUUCAGUGAGUCUGAAGGUUGAGCCUGGUGGUGAUGAGCUGAGUCCAGGAGAGUUCUGCCCGGAUGAGCUCUCCUCCAACCGCCUCCCCCUUAAGAAGGAGGGGUUCUGCAGCAGCUUUCUGGAUGUGCCACAGCACCCGUACUCCUGGUCCAAAUCCAAGCAGUAUGUCAGCCCAUCCUUGCCAGCUCUGGACUGGCAGCUGCCAUCCACCACGGGGCCAUACAGCCUGCAGAUCGAGGUGCAGCCCAAAUCCCACCAUCGAGCCCACUACGAGACGGAGGGCAGCAGGGGAGCGGUCAAAGCUCUGGCAGGAGGACACCCCGUGGUUCAGCUCCACGGCUACAUGGAGAGCGAGCCUCUGACCCUGCAGCUGUUCAUUGGCACAGCAGACGACCGGCUGCUGAGGCCUCACGCCUUCUACCAGGUCCACCGCAUCACUGGGAAGACUGUGUCCACCCCGAGCCACGAGGCUCUGUACAACAACACCAAGUUACUGGAGAUCCCUCUGCUGCCAGAGAACAACAUGCGGGCCAUAAUCGACUGUGCAGGGAUCUUGAAGUUGCGUAAUUCGGACAUAGAGCUGCGAAAGGGGGAGACUGACAUUGGACGGAAGAACACGCGAGUGCGGAUGGUUUUCCGAGUUCACAUCAACCAGGCUGCAGGGAGAACUGUGUCCUUGCAGGUUGCAUCCAACCCCAUCGAGUGCUCCCAGAGAUCAGCCCAGGAGCUGCCGUUGGUGGAUAAGCAGAGCGCGGAGACGUGCCCCGCCCCCGGAGGGGAGAGGAUGCUCCUCGAAGGACACAACUUCCAGCACGACUCCAAGGUGGUGUUUGUGGAAAAGGCUCAAGAUGGACACCACCUCUGGGAGUCUGAGGCCAAAGUCGACAGAGACGCCUCGAAGACUAAUUCCCUCCUCGUUGAAAUUCCCCCAUAUCGGAACCAAAGAAUAUCCACGCCUGUCCACGUCAACUUCUAUGUAUGCAAUGGAAAAAGGAAAAGAAGCCAGUACCAGCGAUUCACUUACGUCCCUGCCAGUGUUCCUACAAUAAAGACGGAACCGCAUGACGACUACGACCCCCCUUUGGUUUGCACCCAGCACAGCCCCAGCUUCUCUCUGCACCCAAAACCGUACUUCCCCCCGCAAGUUGUGACCCCGAUGAUGACCGCUGACCUCAGACCAUGUGUCGUGGGCGGGACCUUCUCUGUCAACCAGCAGAGAAAAGUAGCCAAACCUUCCUCUUCCUCCCCCAGCACCAGCCCCAAACUGCAUGACCUGUCGCCCACACCUUUCUCCAAGUGUCUCUCUGUCAGCCCGCUCGUCCCGCUCCAGCAUCCAGGCCCACAGUCACCGAUACCCCACGUCUCCAUCAUCCAGGAAGUGUCCGGUCGCUACCAGCCUUCCGGUCUUUACCCGCCCAGCAACUCCAGCACUUCGCCAGCCUCCCAGCCAUCCACCCCAAGCACGGGCCCAGAGCCUGCCUUCUCUGCAGCUCACUGCCUGACACCAGCUCAGCCGGUCAGCGGCGGCACCAGCCCGCGGGCCCAGCAGCAUCCCAAGGUGCCAGAGCGAAGACGCUCCCACCUGCAGGAGGACAGUGGCUCCACAACACUGGCAGUCAGCAUCAAACAGGAACCACAGGAGCUGGAUCAGAUGUACCUUGAUGAUGUUAAUGAGAUCAUCAGGAAUGACCUGUCCAGCAUCUCCGUCCAAAGCCACGCAUAGAUUCCUGCCACCACAAAAACAGACACACAAAGAGGAAACCUCAAAGUAAAAUUGAUGCUGUGCCUCCCACGCCUGGACUGCAGAGUGCUGGAAGCCACAAAAAAUAAAUAAAUAAAAAUAUGAAGAGAACAAAAGUGACCCGGGUCCAACCUUGUGCCUUGUUUCUCAAAUAGUAUGUUGCCUACUUUCAGAAAUUAACACAGAUGGACAGUUUUUAAAUAAUGUAAAUUACUUUUGCAGCAACCAAAUGAAAGUUUGCUUUUCGAGGACCAAAUGUUGGUUUGUAUGUCGGUUGUUUUUUGUUUUUUCUUGCUGUUGUGCGUAAGCAGUUCUGUGUCUGAGUUUGAGUUCCAUCUUAUGUAUAUGCAAUAUAUGUAGCGCUUCGAUUUUUACAUGCGGCUAAUAGAAAAGUGCCUUUGACUGGAAACCAUUUAUUUUCACACAUUCAGCAUCAGAAUUCAAAGUUACGGCUCAUAUUUUUGCUUGUAUUUGUUGACAAGAGUAACUGGAGAACUGGACGGAGGCUCUGACCACACACGCCUCCACAAACGCUGAACAAUCCUACAUAAACACACUGGGAUGAGCGACACUUUUGCAUGUUUUUGACUAUUUGUAUUACAGUGAAAUUAUUUCAUUAAAUGUACCAUGUUAAAUAUUUUGGCAAGCUAA